This is a messenger RNA of Fraxinus pennsylvanica, 1278 nucleotides long. Lineage: Eukaryota; Viridiplantae; Streptophyta; Magnoliopsida; Lamiales; Oleaceae. The record is from the annotation of a GenBank genome assembly.
AUGUCAGGUAGGCUGGGAUUUUAUGAAGAAGGAGCGAGUUCAGAAGGUAUGAAUCCUUCAUCGCAGUACUCUUUCUUUCCCUCAUCUUCUGAGCAAAAAGGUGCUUUACCUUACACCUACCACCGGCAAGAAGCUGAGGAAUCUCUGAGAUGUGCUCAACCUGAGCUCAUGCCGGACUCUUCGCCCAACAACAAUGGAGAUGGGGAGGAGACUAAUGACUCGGAUGAUCAUAUUGUUCUUCGCCGAGGAGGAGAAGGCAGUAGUAUGGCUGGAAACUCUAUCUUUAUCCAGAGGGAGCACAUGUUUGACAAGGUAGUGACACCAAGCGAUGUGGGCAAGCUCAAUCGAUUAGUCAUUCCAAAACAAUUUGCAGAAAAGUAUUUCCCCUUAGAUUCGUCGGCGAACGAGAAAGGACUUCUGUUGAAUUUCGAGGAUAGAAAUGGAAAGCCAUGGCGAUUCAGGUACUCCUACUGGAACAGCAGCCAAAGCUAUGUAAUGACCAAAGGAUGGAGCCGCUUUGUUAAGGAAAAGAAGCUUGAUGCAGGUGACACUGUUUCUUUUCAGCGUGGGGUCGGCGAGUUGGGAAAGGAUCGAUUAUUCAUUGAUUGGAGGCGCCGUCCAGAUGCUCUUGACCUUUCUCCUCCUAUCCCUCCUCUCUCAAUUCCACAUCAAUUCUCUUUCCACAGGACUCUUCACCCGUGGAAUCCUCUAUAUUUUCAGUCACAAGGGCCACCAUUGACCAGGGAUUAUUCACACUUUAUGCAACCCAACGUCAAUACUCAUCAAUCUCAUCCAAACAAUACAUAUGGAUAUGGUAAUGGGCCUUACGGUUAUAGUGGUAACGUUAUAACCGGAAACCCUUGUUCCACUGGCUCGAUUGUCUACGUUAGAUCGGCUGCCGGAGCUGGAGCUGGAGCUGGAGCUGGAACUGGAGCAUUAGACCCACAUCAGCACGGAAUGGUGCAGAUGCAAAGGGGAGGUGGGGUUGGGGUUGAGCAAAUGGUGUUUGAAUCGGUGCCUGUGGUCCAAGGGAAGUCUGCAGCAAAGCGACUCAGGCUGUUUGGUGUGAACAUGGAGUGUCCCAUUUCGGAGUCAGAUGAAUGUGAUAUAUUGUCGUCCACAACAGUAACACAUUCAACAAUGGAACUUCAGCCUCCCCCUUUUGAUUCCUCUUCAUUUCCUAAAUCAUUUUCUUUUCACCAGUCAAGGCCCCAAACUGUGCCCUCGGACCUGCUCAACAAGGGCAAGGGUUCUAUGUCCUUGGAUUUAGACAUCUGA